This is a messenger RNA of Camponotus floridanus (Florida carpenter ant), 7433 nucleotides long. RefSeq names its product ras-responsive element-binding protein 1. Bases 867 to 5996 code for a protein of 1709 amino acids. NCBI's taxonomy places the organism in Eukaryota, Metazoa, Arthropoda, Insecta, Hymenoptera, Formicidae. The transcript is spliced from 4 exons. Gene Ontology annotation, molecular function: RNA polymerase II cis-regulatory region sequence-specific DNA binding; DNA-binding transcription activator activity, RNA polymerase II-specific. Gene Ontology annotation, cellular component: nucleus. The record is from RefSeq and is a predicted model, not a curated record. Gene Ontology annotation, biological process: regulation of transcription by RNA polymerase II.
CGCGCGGGUGAGAGAGACGGCGCGCGCGCGCGCGCGGGCGCGCGGGGUCGGACGGCGGACCAAUCGGAGGAAGGGAUGAUGAGGUAGCGGCGCACACAGGCUGAGAGAAACUGUCAAGAGAGGCAUUACUGCGCGGCGAGUCGGCCCGUCGUGACCCGUUCUCCCAUGGAUCUCGGGGGUCCUCUCUUCUCGCCGUACCUCUCUUCCCCACCACGCGCGCUCGACGGAGAGAAUCGCAUCCCCCGCCCACCCUCCUCCACCACUCCGCUCCUACUCUACGAGCGUCGCCGUGUGGUCGCCCCCGCCACGCUUCACCCAUCCCUCGAGAGGAGUCGGGGUCCCUCUCGUUUCGGGAUCACCGCUCAGACGCUCCGAGGACCACGAAGCGGACGCCACGACUCGUUACCCGCGCUUCUCAGUGUGCUGCAGUACGCCGAGCGGUGACGACGACGACGACGGGAUCGAGAAGUCUAAGUCUGCAUCCGCAACUCGCGAGGAGAUUCGAUUCAUGUAACAUCCCGUUAAAGUGCGAGGAGCACGGGAAGAGUGAGAUCGCUGUGAUAGCUGGUAGGAGAUGCGCCUUUAUGGGCGUCUCGUUGGAUUUUCUCUGUCGGAGCACGAGUAGUGGUUCGCAUUCUCCGAAGGUGCAUCUCUGGAUCAAUCGAGUUCCCGGACUCGGGGGUGGGGGGGAAUAACGUCCAAGUGUACGCGAUAGAGCGGUGUGUGUCGGGUCUGACGUACUCUCGUACUUCUUCUUCAUAGACGGGUGUUUAAAGUGUAAAUCAGUUCACUCGUUGGAUGCUGGAGUUCGGAGUUCCCAUCUCGACGGUGCGAUACCUAGGCUAGGAGCAAACUCCACCCGCAUCAUGGAAUAUUCGAAGAAAGUGACUAAAUCCGAGAAUGGAACCGAGCAAGAGCAGGAGAACGAAACACAAAUUGAUGCCGCAUCACCAUCAUCAAGCGUCGAGCUGACAGAAAAUAGCUCGCAUCCAUGCCCGAUGUGUCCAUCGGUAUUUUCCAGUUCCCACGAACUGACGAAUCAUCUACGCGGCCAUAACUCACCUCGCAGCACAGACUGCAGCGGCGAGGAGGACUACAGCUGCGGGGUUUGCAACAAGGUCCUCAGCUCGGCGAGCUCGCUGGACCGACACGUGCUGGUACACUCGGGUGAACGGCCGUUCAAGUGCAAGUACUGCGACAUGUCGUUCACGACGAACGGCAACAUGAACCGUCACGUGAGGUGCACCCAUCGGAUGGCGUCGCCGAACAGUUGCACGGAUUCCGAGGGCAGCAGCGGCUCGGAGAGACCAGCGACAACGAAUCAGAGCGAAUACAACAACAACGAGUUAACCAGGCGCAACUCGCCGACCUUGAUCGACGACCGGCAACAAACAUCGUCGCCCGACAACCAUCGCGCGAACAAGCGAAAAUGCUCGCAAGACGACGCCAGCGAUACGGAGGAACAGAAGAGGCACAAGACUCUCAUGAAUAAUACUACAAUGUUGAUUAGAUGCCAGCCGGAUGGGGAGCAGAUGACGUUCGGUUGUCUGAUUUGCGGCAAGGAUUUUGUGAGCGGUGCGAUGUUAGAGGCUCACAUGGAACACAUGCAUCCGGAAUCCCUGGCCACUUGCGAGAUCUGCAACAUGUCCUUCAAGAAUCACCGGCAAUUGAACCUCCAUCGUUCUAUGAGUCAUUAUAAGAAGAACGCGAACGGCAACAACAGUCGUCGCAGCACCGUAGACGGUUUCGGGGAUCUCACGUUUAUGGAUUUUUCGGCGGCGAAGUUCGCGGAGAUCGCUCGACGGAUGUGUGAGCAGGAGUUGCAUCGACCAGCCUCCGGUGAAGCCAACAGGUUUCAGUGCAUGAAGUGUCUGCACGCGUUUCCAUGCAGACAGGCUCAGCUCGAUCACGAAAAGGAAUGCAAGGGUCCGUACAAGAACAAGAGAAACAGCAAUGACAGCAACAAUAACAAUGAUAACAAUACCAACAAUAAUCUUGAAAUGGAAUUGGAUGCCCCAUCUCCGCAGCCCGAAGAUUCCAAAAUGACGCGCGAGAUUUUUUUCGCCGUGCUGGAUCUGCAGAACAAAUCCCUGGCGCGCGAGGUAAAAGAAUCUAGAGAGUCGAAAGAGAUUAAGGAGCCGAAGGAAAUGAAGGAUUUAGCAGAUAUCCCGAGCAUCUUGUCCGUCAGUUUAAACGGAUUGCCGACCUUCCCGCGAUCAGACACCAGCACGCCCGAGAAUAAUAUCAAGUUCAAUCCGAAUAUCGGUUCUUCGGGUUCUUCGGGUACUUGCUCGUCCGAAUAUAACGAGGAAGAAGCACAGGAUGCCUUCACCGCAGAAUUCCGGAAGAUGAAACUGAAGGGUGAGUUUCCUUGUAGACUGUGUGCGUCCGUAUUUCCCAAUCUGCGGGCACUCAAGGGGCACAAUCGCGCGCAUAUGAAUGUAGAACCAGGAAUGCCGUAUCCAUGCAACAUGUGCCCCUUUACCAGUACCGACAAAGGAGCCUUGCUGAAGCACUUAAGAUCGCAUAACGGUGAUCGACCUUUCGAAUGCUCUCUUUGCAAUUAUGCGUUUACCACUAAAGCGAAUUGCGAAAGGCAUGUAAAGAAUCGUCAUGGAAUGAUCAGCAAGGAAGAUGUUAAGAAUGCAUUGAUAUAUCAUCCGAGUGAGGACUCGACAAACGAGAACGUCGAGAGAAGCUCUCCCAGAGGUAUUAGGGAUGACGUGCGAAAAACACUCGUUUAUCCGAACGAACGUGAAGAAACCUCUCAACAACAGCAGAUGCAUUAUCCGCCUGUAUUGAUGGACUGUAAUCCGGGACCCUCAAACGUCUGCGCUGAGAUGUUGAUGAAUCGCUAUGAGAAGCCAGAUAUGUUUCACAGACCAACAAAGAUACAGGCUUUGAAUCUCGUAAAGAAAAACGCUGAGGAAUUGAACGUAUCUCAUGAUCUGAAGUCUAAUUAUUCGAAGCUCGACGAAGACAUCGAGUCAAGAUCAUCGGAUGGCAGCGUGUCUCUAGUCAGCGAUACCAAAACAGAUACACACCAAAGAAUUCAAGCUAGUCCGAUGAAUCUGACCAAGUCUACGACAAGCUCCGUGUUGAGUUCGGGGGAGGACGGUCCGUUGGAUCUAUCUAUGGACGUUGUUCUGGAUCUGAGCAGAAAACAGAAAAAAGAAAGCGAAAAUUCUCAGGAGGAUAAACAUUAUAAGAAUAAUCAACAGGAAUUGUACGCCACGAAUCCGGCAUUGCUGCUGACUCAAGCUCUGCUGAACAGAGCACGCGAAAAUUCGUCGACUACGUCGCUGGAGAAUUUUUACGCAAGUACUAUCUAUCGUAAUCUCGGCACGUUGACUGGCGCCACUAUGAUACCGCCGUAUUUCCUCAAUCCUCACAUGUUCAGCCAGGAAUUGACCGAGAAGGGCAGACUACAGAAAGAAUUGGUCAGGGGUUUGCAGUUGACCGGUGGCAGUACCCUUCCAGGUGAUCCGUCACUGCCCAGCACCAGUUAUGCAUACGCGCAAGCGCGGGAAACCUCGCAAACCUCGAGCGAACACAACGCUUACCUGAUGAACGCGCAAAUAGCCAGCCAGGCCGCGCCGAGCCGCGAAAAAACGGACAGCAUUUCGUCGAACGAUCCCGUGAAGAUGGUACUUAAAAACGGUGUGUUGAUUCCCAAGCAGAAACAGCGCAGAUACCGCACCGAGAGACCGUUCGGCUGCGAGCACUGCACGGCAAGAUUCACACUGCGAAGCAACAUGGAACGACAUAUCAAGCAGCAGCAUCCGCAGUACUGGAGCCAAAGACCUCGCGGCGGACACUCAACUAGAGGUAGACCGCCUAUGAAUCAUUCGACUAUGAUGCAGAAUCCCGGCCCGUCAACUUCGCAAGUAACUCAACCAUAUCCGAAUAUUCCAAACGUCGACUCGUCAAUGGUCACAUCGGAUUAUAAUACGCAUCCCAUUUCAGAUCAAGUAAAGUAUGCCAUUCUAGCGCAACAAUUGAAAGCUGAUAAAAUGGAUGACAAUGAUUCAGAUGACGAAAUGGUAAUAGAUGAGGAAUCAGGUGAUAGGGAUGCACAGGAGCCGCAGGCUCAGCAUGAGCUUAGUACAAGUUUGCUGAGAGAUCAGUUAGAGAGCAGCGAAGGUGUUAAAGAUAUCGUCGUGAAAAAGGAAGUGAUUGAUCCGGCGGAAGAAACCUCGGGAGAAUCUCAUGGAGAACAGACUACGCGAAAUGGCAUAGACAGGACUAACAAGGAAGAAUCUGCGGCUGCUGACAACAAAUCGGUACACACUGAAGAAACAAUCAAAACGGAACCCACCGGGAAGGAACAGAGCAAACUCGAAGACGGAGCAGCCGAUCUCGCGAGUGUUUCGAAAUUAUUGGAUAACGCAUCUCAGCAAUAUCAGGAAUUCAAACCGCAAUAUUUAAGUGACGAGGAAGGCCCUGUGGCCUCGACCAGUGGCAAUAAUUCCGGCAGCGAAAAAUCCGAUUCCAUGAAUUCCUUAAAUUCUGGAAAUGAUUCUUCAUCGAACAAGAAGAAGAAAAAGAAGAAGAAGUCCGCGUAUUCGAUGGCACCGAAUCGAGUCCCAUGCCCUUAUUGCCCGCGUCAAUUUCCCUGGAGUUCAUCGCUGAGACGUCACAUUCUCACUCAUACCGGCCAGAAGCCCUUUCAGUGCACGCAGUGCUCGCAUUACUUCACCACAAAAUCCAAUUGCGACCGUCACUUGUUGAGGAAACACAAGUCAAAAGCGAAUAAAAUACGCCGUGUCAGAAACUCCUCCUCGCCGGACGUCCAGGUGGUUGCCAGUAGCAGUAGUAGUAGCAGUAAUAAUACAUUCUCUAUGAGAAACGUGCCCGAGAGACCAUACAAAUGCAAUCAGUGCCCAAGCUCGACCUUUUCUACAUUAGGUAAUCUGAAGAAGCAUCGAUCGACCAAGCAUCGUAAGACUACGUCCCGGUCAGAGUCUAGCGAUCAGCAGAACAGUCCACCACAGUGCUCCAACACGCAAAACGAUCAAAGUGAUUAUGAAAGCCGAUCGUCAAGCGCAUCCGAGAAUAUGGAAAAUUCUAACGCAGUUGCAAAGACAAAUUCUAAUACGACGACGUUGACGUCGAUGAAUGAGAACACCAGAUCGCGGAAAUCGCCAAGAUCGUCGCCUGGUCCCAGCGACGCUCCUUUUAAAUGUUAUUUAUGCGACAGCGGCUUUUCCGAACGUCAAGAUAAUUUGGAUCACAUCAAGGUGCAUCACAAACGCUCAUACGACAUGCUAAAAGCCAAGGGAGCCCUCGAUAUGGCAUCUAAUAUGAAUAUAGACGCGAGUGAAGAUCAGCUGGCACAGCAACAUCCUAGUGAUGGUGAAGAGAAGAGAGGUCGUUUUCCUGAUUACAGCAAUAGAAAGGUUAUAUGCGCUUUUUGUAUGAGACGAUUUUGGUCCGCGGAAGAUCUCCGACGUCACAUGAGGACCCACACAGGCGAAAGACCCUUCGAGUGCGAUAUCUGCACCAGGAAGUUUACGCUGAAGCACAGCAUGCUUCGCCAUCGUAAAAAGCACGAGUCGGUGGAUUCUGCCAUGUAUAUAGGUAACAGCGGUGACGAGGACAAUUCGCCCGCGCAGCCACCGACGAUAACACCUAGAAGCCAGCAGCAUUCGCCAAUCUCUACGAACACCAGCAGGCCUCGUACCCAGGACAGAAUCUCUCUGCCAACUGUUGCGGCGGUUGCAACAGCAGACGCGGCACCUUGCGCGCUUAUGCGUUACAAUCAUUAUGAUAACAUGGCCACUCUCACUGGAAGAAUGGCAAACGACAGCUCGCAAAAUGCCGCGCCUGCUCCUCUAUCUUCCCCACCACUUCCCGCGGAAGUGCCUAGCGAGAGUGGUGACAACGACCUGAUCUCUAAUCUGCUAGGAAUACGCGAGAAGGGUUUGCUCGACAAGGUUCUUCUGAGCUCGGCGGACGACGCGGCUAAAUUGUUAGGUGUCAAUCAUAGCGAGUGAUAGACACGUUGAACGCGUGUAGAAGAAAACAAUAUGCGAUUAAAUACAUGAAUAAUGAACUGCGCAUUUGAAAAAUCUAUAAAUUCAAUAACAUGCAAUAGUUUAAUGUUGAGUGAUCUAUAUCAAAUUAGCGUUGGAGAUGUUAAUUCUGAUAUAUUACAUUUAAGGGUGAUGAUGAAUAUAUAAUAUGUCUAAUGUGUGAUAUAGAGGAUUCUGAACCCUGCUCUACGAUAGAUAUUAACAUCAUUACCAGACAGAAGGAAACAUCUAGAUACGGACGUACUCUCAAUUCCACCUUUAACACCACGGGUGAGACCGAGAAGCAGCCGGAACAACCAAAGGCUGUCCAGCAAAAGAUGGUCAUCGCAAACAAAGUGACCGGAACUGUAAAAUGGUUCAACGUCAAGAGUGGUACGGUUUCAUCAACAGGAAUGACACCAAAGAAGAUGUAUUCGUCCAUCAAUCAGCCAUAGUGAAAAAUAAUCCGAGGAAGGCCAUGCGCAAAUGAAAUGACCGGAACUGUAAAAUGGUUCAACGUUAAGAGUAGCUACGGUUUCAUCAACAGAAAUGACACCAAAGAAGACGUAUUCGUCCAUCGGCAAUUGUUAAAAAUAAUCCGAGGAAGAUCAUGCGCAGUGUUGGAGAUGGCAAGGUCGUAGAGUUCGAUGUCGUUGGCGAGAAGGGUCAUGAAGCCGCAAAUGUCACCGGUCCAGCGGGUGAAGCAGUUAAGGACUCGCCUUAUGCGGCGGACAAGCGUCGUGGAUACGCGGUAUCCAUUGGGUGUACUCAAGACACGAUAACGACCUCAAAAUCGUAGACCACGCGAAGGCCAGGAAGGUUACGAUCAAGGCGAAGGGAAAAGCGGUGAUGAUGCAAAUCUGACCGAAGGCCAGACACUGCAGUAACAGCGUCGCUAUAGGUUGCGACGUCAUUAUGAUGGCUAUUAUCGCGGAGGACGUCGUUCCGCUAACGAUAAGAUCACUUAUGAAAGAUGUCAUUGUCUGAUCGCACAUUGUUUUCUUCUACUGUUCGUGAGCAGAUAUCUAUAAAUUAAUCAUCAGAAUUCUCUUCAAUCCUCCGUCUAAGGUUCACGAUCGUGCCUUACAUUCCUUAUCAAUUUGUCGCACGUGUUUGUAUAAAACACCAUAGUGUUUCGGAGAGUUUCUGUCGAAAUAAAAUUCUGAUGAAAGAGAAGAAUAAAGAGCAGUUGCUGGAAUAUGAUUAUGCACCUUAUUAGAAACGAAAUUUUAUAGUUUACAACGAGGUAUUACCAGCAAGUGUUAUAUUUAUUUUGUAAAAAAUAAGUGAAUCAAAUGAAUCGAUUGGAAUUUAUAUUUUAUACAAUUGUGACUAAUUUUUUUUUAUUCUAUGUAGAAUUAAAAAGAAGUAAAAUUUGAAUGGAAACGUAGCUCAGCGAAAUAAAAUAAAUAAAAUUAG